CCCUUUUUCGUUACUAGGCUUAUUUCACUCUUCUCUCUUCUAGCAAACCCUCCUUCCCCUAUCGUCAAUUUCCUAAAUUGCCCUCAUCGGCGCCGAUUCUCGCCUGCAAAUCUCGCCGGCGAUGAAGUAGAAUCUCUCCUCAGUUACUCGAAGCCGAGCAGUUUCUUCUUGACUUACACGAGCUGUUCCAGUUGAUUUUCUCUCGUGUGGAAGGGUCUUUGGAUGUUGCUCGCUGGUGGUCAUCUAAAUAACUGCUGUUGUGCAUAGAGACCAUUUCAUAACUCAUUGAUAGCUUCUGUGGGGAUUGAAGAGGCACUGAUGGCUGGUCUGAUGACUGGUGACCCCUCAACACAUCAUGAAGCGUAUGAGGGUGGCAGUUUUAGGGCUUCUCAAGAAAGGCCAGAUGAGAAUGGUGGUCGUUGGUAUCUCUCCAGGAAGGAAAUUGAAGAGAACUCCCCAUCGCGACUCAAUGGUAUAGAUUUGAAGAAAGAGACUUACCUACGCAAGUCAUAUUGUACCUUCCUACAAGAUUUGGGCAUGCGGCUUAAAGUGCCUCAGGUAACAAUUGCCACGGCAAUUAUAUUUUGUCAUCGAUUCUUUCUCCGGCAAUCUCAUUCAAGGAAUGAUAGGAGGACCGUUGCCACAGUAUGCAUGUUCCUAGCAGGAAAGGUUGAAGAAACUCCUCGUCCCCUGAAAGAUGUUAUACUUGUUUCUUAUGAGAUCAUUCAUAAAAAGGAUUCUGAAGCUAUUCAGAGGAUCAAGCAAAAGGAAGUAUAUGAACAACAAAAAGAACUAAUUUUGUCCGGAGAGAGGGUUGUUCUUGCAACUCUUGCUUUUGAUCUUAAUGUACAUCAUCCAUAUAAACCCCUUGUUGAGGCAAUAAAGAAAUUCAAGGUUGCUCAAAAUGCCCUAGCUCAAGUUGCAUGGAACUUUGUGAAUGAUGGGCUUCGGACGUCCUUAUGCUUGCAAUUUAAGCCCCAUCACAUUGCAGCAGGGGCCAUUUUCCUUGCAGCCAAGUUUCUCAAAGUAAAGCUCCCAUCUGAUGGCGAGAAGGUUUGGUGGCAGGAGUUUGAUGUUACCCCACGCCAACUGGAGGAGGUGAGCAAUCAAAUGCUAGAAUUGUAUGAGCAAAAUAGAGUACCACCUCAGGCUAGUGAAGCAGAAGGAAGUGCUGGUGGAAAUCAAAGGCCUUCUGGAAAAUCUUCAGCUGCACAAGAAGAGCAUGGUGCAAAUAACAGCAACUCCGUGGGUGGAGGUGCUAAUACAAAUGCAGGAAGCUCCAAUCCUGCGUCCUCUAGGGAAACUCCUGAUCAACCGUACGCUGAUAAUCACAGUGGCCUUACAAGGACAGCUCAAAAUAGCAAUAAUGACUAUGGAAGUGCUGAACAUAACUUUUCAGAUGGUAUUGGGGAUGGUGAGAUGAAUGAUAGACAGACCCAUGAAAGAGAGCAGGUGUCUUAUCAGGGUAGUACAGCAGAGGUACAAAGUAGAUCAAGGUAUGGUUCUGAGAGUAACACUGAAGAUGAUCAGGAAGGGAACACUAGGAAAUCUGAACCAAGGCACAAAGGGGAAUCAAAGGAAAAGUACCAUGGUAGAGCCCUGGAGAACAUGGAUGAUGCAGUUGGCCAGUCACCACAAGAAGUUAGAAAGAUAGAUAAAGACAAGGUUAAAGCAGCUGUCGAGAACAAGGUCAAGGCAGCAUUGGAGAAACGCAGGAAGGCUCAAGGGGAUGUAACCAAGAAAACUGAUGUUAUGGACGACGAUGAUCUCAUUGAGAGAGAAUUGGAGGAUGGAAUAGAACUGUCAGCUGGGAACGAGAAAAACAAACGGGAAAGAAAGGAAAGCUGGUCCAAGCCUUCAAACAGGCCAGAGCAUGAGAACACAUAUCACACAAAGCUUCAAGAUGAGGCUGGGGAUGGACAUCACCAAGGGUCAAAGUGGAAGUCUUCACGUCGAGAAGAGCUUGACUAUGUCGAAGAAGGGGAACUGGAACCAUAUGAUGAUGCUGACAAGGGUUAUCGGUCACCAAAGUCAAACAGUAGGAAGAGAAAGGCAGGUAGCCCCUCAGACAAACCAAUGGAGGGAAAGCGACAUGAGUAUUUUCCAGAUGAUAGAAACAGGCCUGGGAGGCUUGAUUAUUCUGAGAGGGACCACAAAAGGCACAUGCAGGAAAAUCAUGCUUGAGAUGUCAUUUAUGCUUGCGGCAGCAGGCUAAACCAGUUCUGUUGAACAUGCUGGAUAUUCCAAUCUGAGGAGUGAGUUUUAUUUAAGGCUGGCACAGCUAUAUCCUAAAAAUUUUGCCACAACUUCAAUUGGUAAACGAGCAACUAUUUAUAGAACAAAACUGUAUAACUAUUCUCCAGAUGAUUUUGAACUGCUACCAUAUUCAGCUCUCAUCAUAUUUCUGUCUUUGAUUACUCAAAUAUGUUUGUGCAAUUUGUAAGAACGGAUUCUUUGCAACUGUCCAAGUUGUUAGUGGCCUCCAAAAUGUUGUCCAUUUUUUUUCUUGUACAUUUAAUGGGUGAGUUGUGCCUUUUGCCAGUUGCCACUACUGA
Molecule: messenger RNA, 2555 nt
Organism: Solanum pennellii
Lineage: Eukaryota; Viridiplantae; Streptophyta; Magnoliopsida; Solanales; Solanaceae
Product: cyclin-T1-4-like
Exons: 8
Coding region: 319-2184 (621 amino acids)
Biological process (GO): regulation of transcription by RNA polymerase II; positive regulation of DNA-templated transcription, elongation
Cellular component (GO): nucleus; cyclin/CDK positive transcription elongation factor complex
Molecular function (GO): cyclin-dependent protein serine/threonine kinase activator activity
Source: RefSeq, a predicted model, not a curated record